This is a messenger RNA of Medicago truncatula (barrel medic), 1999 nucleotides long. RefSeq names its product probable pectinesterase/pectinesterase inhibitor 12. Gene Ontology annotation, molecular function: pectinesterase activity; enzyme inhibitor activity. Lineage: Eukaryota; Viridiplantae; Streptophyta; Magnoliopsida; Fabales; Fabaceae. The coding region runs from base 88 to 1692 and encodes 534 amino acids. Gene Ontology annotation, biological process: cell wall modification. The transcript is spliced from 2 exons. The record is from RefSeq and is a predicted model, not a curated record.
AAUAAAUGUCUCUAUCGAAACCUAAAGUACAUUAUUUAAACAAAGUUAGAUUCUCAACUUCUUCCCUAACUUUUUCAUCAACAUUUCAUGGCUUCCUCAUCUCACAAACUCUUCAUCCUUCUCUUUACAAUCCUCUUCUCACUCACAUUACCUCUCAACACCAACACUUCCAUAACCACAUCACUAAAUCCCAACAAACUCACUUCCUUAAAAUCUUUAUGCAAAACAACACCAUACCCUAAACUUUGUUUCAACUCAUUAAAACUUUCCAUAUCCAUAAACAUAAACCCAAACAUCAUAACCUACCUUCUUCAUUCACUUCAACUAGCAAUAUCCGAAACCACAAAGCUCUCGAAUCUUUUCCACGACGUUGGAACAUCGAAUAUCGUAGAGAAACAACGAGGAUCAAUUCAAGACUGCAAGGAACUUCAUCAAUCAACCUUAACUUCAUUGAAAAGAUCAUUAUCCGGAAUCCGUUCCUCGAACAAAAGAAACAUAGCUGAUGCUAGAAUCUACCUCAGUGCAGCCCUAACCAACAAAAACACAUGUUUAGAUGGUCUUGAUUCUGCUUCUGGUACAUAUAAACCAAUUCUUGUGGAUUCUAUUAUCAACACUUACAAACAUGUAAGUAACUCUCUUUCUAUGCUUUCUAAUCAUGCACCUGAGCCUUCAAAUCAAAAGGGUCACAACAAAAAUUUGGUUUCUCCAAAAUGGUUAUCAAAAAGGUUAGAUUUUGAUGAAUAUGAUCCAAAUGAAAUGCUAGUUGUAUCUGCAGAUGGAAGUGGAAACUUUAGCACUAUUAAUGAUGCUAUAAACUUUGCUCCAAAUAAUAGUUUGGUUAGGAUAGUUAUUUAUGUUAAAGAAGGGUAUUAUGAUGAAAAUGUUGAAAUACCAAGUUAUAAAACUAACAUUGUGAUGCUUGGUGAUGGAAGUGAUUCUACUGUCAUCACUGGUAACAGAAGUGUUGUUGAUGGAUGGACCACUUUCAGAUCUGCAACUUUAGCUGUAUCUGGAGAUGGAUUUCUUGCAAGAGACAUAGCAAUUGAGAACAGAGCUGGACCAGAGAAACAUCAAGCAGUUGCAUUAAGAGUAAAUGCAGAUUUAACAGCAUUUUACAAAUGCGCAAUUUAUGGUUACCAAGACACACUUUAUGUCCACUCAUUCAGACAAUUCUACCGCGAAUGCGACAUUUACGGGACAAUAGAUUUCAUAUUUGGUAACGCCGCAGUAGUAUUACAAGAAUGCGACAUCGUAUCAAGAAUGCCAUUACCUGGUCAAUUUACAGUUAUAACCGCGCAAUCACGGGAUAACCCUGACGAAGACACGGGAAUUUCAAUCCAAAAUUGUUCGAUUAUCGCUACGGAUGAGCUUUAUUCAAACUCUAGUAAGGUCAAGAGUUACCUUGGGAGGCCGUGGAGGGUUUUUUCUAGAACGGUUUUAAUUGAGUCUUAUAUUGAUGAUUUUAUUGAUCAAAAGGGUUGGACCAAAUGGUCAAAUGAUCAAGGUUUGGAUACAUUGUUUUAUGGUGAAUAUGAAAAUUAUGGACCUGGUUCAAAGAUUGAUAAUCGUGUUGAAUGGGUUGGUUAUCAUUUGAUGGAUUAUAAUGAUGCAUAUAAUUUCAGUGUUUCUGAGUUUAUUAUUGGUGAUCAAUGGCUUGAGUCUACUUCAGUUCCUUAUGAUGAUGGAAUUUGACAUAGAAAAGAUAAUGUAACUUUGGUUUUUUACAUUUUUCAUUAAUGUUAUUUGAGAUCCCUAAAGUAGUUCUUUGAUUAAGAAUGCAAAAGGAAAAUGUUUAUGGUUGAUAUAUUGAGCACAUAUGAGAAGUUCUUAUGUAGUACUCCCUCUAAUAAAAGGGUGCUUAGAUAUAGGGACGGAUGGAGUAUCUUAUCGCAUUCAAUGUAUGUGAUCUCAACUAGACUAUUAUUUGAAAAAUUAAUGUGAUGAAAGUGGGACACACAUUGAAGUACACUACACAUUGAAUGGUACUUUGGGAAUGAAA